This is a messenger RNA of Brenthis ino (lesser marbled fritillary), 603 nucleotides long. NCBI's taxonomy places the organism in Eukaryota, Metazoa, Arthropoda, Insecta, Lepidoptera, Nymphalidae. The record is from the annotation of a GenBank genome assembly.
AUGUUGCCACAUCAUGCCUUUAGUAGGAAUAAUAUGGAAGAUCUAGCUAUGCAACCAGUUGAAGAAAUAGUGAUAAAAUGUGAAGUUAUAGAAAUAUCUGAUGAAGAAGAAGGAGAACCAGUAAAAAAGCGCCGUAAACGUCUAACACCAAAGGAACCACAGCCCUGCGAUAUUUGUGGCAAAACCUUUCAAACUGGUUAUGAGUUGAAGAAACAUAAACGAACGCACACUGGUGAAAGGCCAUAUAUGUGUACUACAUGCGGAAAAACAUACACACAGCUUGGCCAUUUAAGUAUACAUAGUUUAUCACAUAAAGGUAUAAAGAAUUUCAAUUGCACAGAAUGUGGAUCGUCGUUUUAUAGAAAAGCUGAUUUAGAUCGCCAUGAGAAAAUACACACUGGGGAAAAACCGUAUCAAUGCGAGAUAUGUUCGAAGAGUUUCACCCAAAAAAAUAAUUUAGUCAUGCAUUUUAAAAUGCAUAUAGGGGAUAAACCUCACGAGUGCGAAGUUUGCGGCAAGAGAUUUUUAACUAGAAGCAAAAUGGUUCUACAUUCAAAGAAACACGAGAAAGAGAAGAAGAAAAAAGAGAUAUUGGGACAUAUU